AUGAUCGAUAUGGGAGACCGUCUAAGAGGCCCUUUCUCUGGACCCACGAUCCUGCUAUUCGGUCCGCUCGCUUUGUCUUUCAACGAGGUGUCUUUCGGCCAGGUCCGUAAAAUAGUAACCGAUAACGACGAGUUCCGGUGGGCUAUCGACACCGUUUCCGAGUUCCCUCAAAUAUGGAAGUCUCUCACCACUUUUAUUCCCAGCCUCAAGACCGCGUCGGCACUUGAUCAACUGGAGGACCUGAGUGGUGCCUUUCGAACAGGGCGGCCACUCGAAAUUUCCUUCGCUCUUCCGAAUAAACUUCUCAUCCCACUGGUUAUCAUUUCCCAUCUCACCCAAUACGCCACAUUUCUGUGUAGCAGAACUGAGGGGCAACACAUUGACCCAUUCAAUGCAUCCGGAUCAGACAGAGAGACCCUCGGACUUUGUACCGGACUUCUGAGUGCCUUCGCUGUUUCUAGUACAGGCAACAAGGAAGACUUUAAGAAGUAUGCCGCCGUCGCUGUGCGAUUAGCCAUGCUAAUCGGCACUGUCAUCGAUGCCCAAGACGAGGUUGCCGAGCCCUCAAAGUCCCUUAGUGCUAUAUGGAACUCUGUAGGAAGUGGCGAGGAGCUGCAACGUAUUAUGAAGGGCUUUCCAGGGACGUACAUUUCAGUUAACUAUGAUGAGAACCGCGCCACCAUCACAACGAAGGCUUCGGCUAUUCCCAAGUUGCAACAACAGCUGAGGGGUGCUGGGCUUAUCGCUUCGGAAGUUGGUCUUUAUGGACGCUUCCAUGCUGACAUCAAUAUCGAGAAGUUGGUAUUACUCACAGAGUUUGUUGACACUCACGUCGAGUUCCAGUUCCCAGAUGCUACAUCAGGCCUUGUGCUUCCCACCCGGUCAAACUGCGGAGGCGAACUAAUCACGCGGGGUCCGCUGCACCAUCACGCGUUACAGUCCAUCUUAACAGAGGCACCACGGUGGUUUCAAACCAUGUCCACUGUCCGUGAUAAUGUUCUGAAAAACAAGGACUCGUACAUAUUAUCCUUCGGCCCUGAGCGCGCCGUGCCGCCAUCAAUUUUUCGUGAUCUCAAUUCUCAGGUAUUACAUAUGGCUGAUUUGGAGAGCACGGCUUCGCGAUGCGAUGCCUUCUCUGAGAUCGAUCUGCGACCAUUCUCCGAUAAUGACGUUGCCGUUGUGGGUAUGUCAAUCAAAGUGGCCGGCGCCGAGACCUUAGAUGACUUCUGGGACCUUUUGGUCUCCGCCAAGUCACAGCACAAGGAAGUACCAAAAGAGCGUUUUUCUUUCGAAACUGCUUUCCGCGAUGUUGACCCCAAGAGAAAGUGGUUUGGAAACUUUAUCGAGAACUACGACAAAUUUGACCACAAAUUCUUCAAGAAGACCCCUCGGGAAAGCUCAAAUAUGGAUCCUCAGCAGCGUCAGUUCCUCCAGUGCGCCUACCAAGCUCUAGAACAGUCCGGCUAUUUUCAUUCUCCAGAGCCAGACACCCAAAUAGGUUGCUUUGUUGGCGUCUGUUCCCGCGAUUAUGAUUGUAAUAUCGCUUGCCAUUCGCCUAAUGCAUUUUCUGCCACUGGUAAUCUACAGAGUUUUAUCUCUGGUAAGGUUAGCCAUUAUUUUGGUUGGACUGGUCCUGGCUUAACGAUCGAUACGGCUUGCUCCUCUUCAGCUGUAGCUAUCCAUCAAGCCUGCCGUGCGAUAAUCACCGGAGAAUGUACCGCUGCCCUUGCUGGUGGCACCAAUAUUCUCACCAACCCCUUAUGGUUCCAAAAUCUAGCCGGGGCAUCAUUCUUGAGCACAACUGGCCCAUGUAAACCAUUCGAUGCUAAGGCAGAUGGUUACUGCAGAGGCGAAGGAGUAGCUGCAGUAUACCUAAAGAAACUAUCUGCUGCUGUAGCUGAUGGUGAUCAGAUCCUUGGUCUCGUCGCAGCAACAGGUGUGCAGCAAAAUGAAAACUGUACUCCUAUCUUCGUCCCGAAUUCACCGUCUCUUGCGGAUCUAUUCCAAGCCGUUACUAAAAGGGCUCGACUCCACCCCUCUCAAAUAUCAGUUAUCGAAGCCCAUGGCACCGGUACCUCCGUUGGUGACCCGGCCGAGUACGAUGGCUUACGACAAGUGUUGGGUGGCCCUGCUUCUGGGCGGAAUAACGAUAUUCUUCUAGGAUCGGUGAAGGGCCUCGUCGGCCAUACUGAGGCCACGUCAGGGGUCGUCUCCAUGAUAAAAGUCAUGCUUAUGAUCCAAAAAGGGAUGGUCCCGGCCCAACCUGGCUUCACUUCUAUGAAUCCGGCGAUUGGGGCAACCCCAGCCGAUAAAAUGAGUAUCCCUACGAGUUUACAAAGUUGGGACACCAAAUUCCGAGCUGCCUUGAUCAAUAAUUACGGCGCCUCCGGUUCCAACGCUUCAAUGAUCCUCACGCAAUCCCCAUUUAUUAAUACCAAUAUAACAAAAGAUACCUCAAAGGUUCCGAUCAGUGUCAAGUAUCCAUUUUGGCUCGCUGGUUUAGAUGAUCAGAGUCUCCGUCGGUAUAGUAAGGCUUUCCGCAAGUUUCUCAUCAAAGAAAAUAACCCGGCAACGGACUUCUUCCUAUCUAAUAUUUCUUUCAACUUGGCCCGUCAGAGCAACCGAUCUCUUGACAAGGCAGUCCUUUUUAGCGUGCGUUCAAUAGAGGAACUUGACCAGAAGCUAAGUUCUCUGGAGAGAGGGGAUUCCGGCAUAACACCCAUUGCCCGGCCUAGUCCCAAACCUGUUGUGCUCUGCUUUGGGGGUCAAGUAUCGACUUUCGUAGGUUUGGAUAAAGGCAUGUACGAAAGAAUAGCUGUUCUGCGAAAACAUCUAAAUAAUGUCGAUGCGGUCGUUCGUCUGAAUGGCGCAAGGAGUAUCUUCCCUGGAAUAUUCGAAAAUUCACCUAUCAAGGAUACUGUCCAGUUGCAGACGAUGCUCUUUGCUAUUCAAUACUCCUGCGCACGAUGUUGGAUAGAAUCGAGGAUUAAGCCUGUAGCAGUGGUCGGCCAUAGUUUUGGCGAACUCACUGCGCUCGCCAUCUCGCAGGUGCUCUCACUAGAGGACGCUGUGAAAUUGAUAGUACACCGUGCGACGCUUGUCCGUGAUGCCUGGGGCAGUGAAAAGGGCGCCAUGAUGGCUGUAGAGGCUGACUUGGACGAUAUUGAGAAACUACUUUCGGAGUCGAACGGCAAAGUUCCGCAAGAGAAACCCGCAAGCAUUGCCUGCUACAAUGGACCACGAAACUUUACUCUAGCCGGUUCUGUCGCAGCAAUUGACGCAGUUGCUGCUACUAUCUCACCGUCGCUGAGAUCGAAGAGAUUGAAUGUAACAAAUUCGUUUCAUUGCACCCUCGUUGAUCCUCUGAUUGAGGCCUUGGAGCAAGUUGGGAAGACGCUUACAUUUCGUAAGCCGUCUAUUCCCAUAGAAAGAGCUUCUGAGUUCCCUAAUCAGGAGAGGUACACAGCCAAGUUCGUUGCCGAUCAUAUGCGUCAUCCUGUCUAUUUCGGUCAUGCCAUUGAGCGACUCUCUAAGCAGUAUCCAUCUGCCAUUUUCUUGGAAGCUGGUUCCAACUCCACCAUUACCUCUAUGGCGAGUCGUGCGCUUGGUAGUCCCGGUGAUAUUCACUUCCAAGCUAUUAACAUCACGAAUAGUGAUAAAGCGUGGGAUAACCUAGUUGAUGCGACCGUAAACUUGUGGAAGGCUGGUGCAGCUAUACAGCACUGGGCGCACCAGACUGCCCAGACGAAAGAGCAUUCUCCUCUUCUGCUACCACCAUACCAAUUCGAGCAAGCAACCCACUGGCUAGAAUUUAAGGUGCCUCCCAAGAUAGCCACGGCUUCUCCGGCACACGCGACUGGUCCGGAAAAGGGGAGGCUCCCAGAUAACCUCCUAACCUUUGUUGGCUAUCAGGAUAGUAAGAAACGGAUUUCCAAGUUUAGGGUGAAUACUAUGAUCUCUAAGUAUGAGAGACUCGUUGUUCCUCACGUUAUCGCGCAAACUGCGCCCAUCUGUCCAGCUACCGUGCAGCUUGACCUCGUCAUCGAGGCUGUUCGUGGUAUUCGAUCGGAUCUGGAAACAGCUAAACUGGAGCCACAGAUACAUAUCGUAGAAAACCAGUCACCCAUUUGUAUCAACCCAGCACGGGCUGUUUGGAUUGAGCUGGAGGAGGAAGGAACAAGUAAAAAUCCAUCCUGGAACUUUCGGGUCUUCAGCACGGACGUGCCUCAAGGAGCUGCUAAGACUCUGCAUACGACGGGUAGAGUUACCUUCUACUCAACAGAAGAUUUAACAUUGAAGCUGGAGUUCGCGCGUCUUGAGCGACUUAUUGGACACGCUCGCUGCGUUGAGCUGUUGCGGAGUGGUGAUGUUGACGAAAUCCUAUCGAAUAAAAACAUAUACAAAAUAUUCUCAGAGGUUGUUGACUACGGUGAAGAUUAUCGCGGUCUCCAGAAGUUGGUAGGCUGUGGAAACCAGUCCGCUGGUCAUGUUGUUAAGAAAUACAAUCCUGAGACCUGGCUUGAUGCUCACUUAGCCGAUAGUUUCUGCCAAGUUGCUGGUAUUUUCGUUAACUGUAUGACGGACAGAGCCUCAUCUGACAUGUACAUUGCCAACGGCAUCGAACAAUGGAUCCGCUCUCCCAAACUUCGUCCUGGCGAUGCAAGACCGGACAGCUUCCAUGUGCUCGCAACUCAUCACCCUUCAGACAAGCAGUACCUCACCGACGUGUUCGUAUUCCAUCCGGACACCGGCGCGCUGCUGGAAGCUAUCCUCGGAAUCAGCUACGUGAAGAUUCCCAAAGUCUCGAUGAGUAAGCUCCUUUCGCGUCUUACCGCCGGAGGUGCUACAGCUGCUGGGCCAUCCGAGCCAGCCAAGGUCGCAUUGUUCGAAGCUGCACCUACGGAGAUUGUUCCACCGGGUCCAGUCUCUACGAAGGGGUCCAAGCCACGAAAGGUUAAGAAGCAGUCGCCUAAGUCAAGUAUAGUCCCCAAAGUUAAGGAGAUUUUAGCCGACCUGUCUGGUCUCGAAUUAGACGAGAUCAAGGAUGAUAGUCAACUUGCUGAUCUUGGCAUCGACUCUUUAAUGGGUAUGGAGAUGGCACACGAGAUCGAGGCGGCUUUCAAGGUAACGCUGCCUGAAAGUGAGCUUAUGGAGAUUGUCGAUAUGCCUGGCCUGAUGAAAUGUGUGCAGAAGGCAGUAGGUGGAGAUUCCGCUAGCGAGACAAGUGAGCAAAGCGAAGAUGAUACUUCCAGCGACAGUGAUGCCAGGUCGUAUAGCAUUAGCGAAACAUCGUCAGGGCAUCCAACCGGUCUGACAACUCCAGCAGCUGAUUACGACAAGGAUUCAUACGACGUUCUAAGUGCUUGUGAUGAAGAGUUGAAGCUUCCUUUCGCCACGGUUAUGCAGGCCUUCAACGAAGUGAAAGCUCUGACAGAUGACAAAAUCGCUGAACAUGGGCAGGUCAACUAUUUUGACACGGUGAUGCCAUUACAGACAGAUAUGUGCGUCGCACUCACACUCGAGGCAUUCGAUCAGCUCGGACAACGUCUUCGCGAGGCGAAACCAGGGGAUAAAUUCAGUCGAAUUUCCCAUCCGAAGGAGCAUGGUCGUUUAGUUGACUAUCUGUACCUAAUGCUAGAGAAGGAGGCUCACAUUAUCAAUGUUAGCGGCGACACUAUUACCAGAACUACCACGGCAGCGCCGGUAAGGCCGAGUAAGGAGAUUCUACAGGAGUUACUAGCACGUUUCCCCGAUCAGGCAACAGCCGAUAAACUUACAUUUUACACUGGAUCAAACCUCGCAGAGGUCCUGAAAGGAAAGACUGAUGGUAUCAAAUUGAUCUUUGGUACUCCUGAGGGGCGUGAACUCGUCUCUGGCUUGUACGCAGAAUGGCCUUUAAAUCGGUUGUUUUACAAACAGAUGGAGGACUUUCUUGCAAGACUCUGCUCGAAGCUUGAUAUGAACGAGGGCCCGCUUAAGAUUCUUGAGAUGGGCGCAGGCACUGGAGGUACAACCAAGUGGCUCGUCCCCCUCUUAGCUUCAUUGAACGUGCCAGUCGAGUAUACAUUUACCGAUCUUGCACCGUCGUUCGUAGCCGCCGCACGGAAGAAGUUCAAACAGUACCGGUUCAUGAAGUUUAGAGCUCACGAUAUCGAACAGGCGCCGGCCGAUGAAUUAAUUGGAACCCAGCACAUUGUUAUUGCUAGCAAUGCUGUUCAUGCCACCCAUUCUAUUGCUGUUUCCGGAAAGAACAUCCGCAAAGCACUACGGCCUGACGGGUUUCUUAUGAUGCUUGAGAUGACCGGUACAUUGUAUUGGGUCGACAUGAUCUUUGGAUUAUUCGAGGGUUGGUGGUACUUCGACGAUGGGCGUACUCAUGCCGUCACACACGAGCUUAGAUGGGAGAAGGAUCUUCAAGCCGUUGGUUAUGGACAUGUCGACUGGACGGAUGGGGACCGGCCAGAAAAUAAAUGCGAGAAGCUGAUUAUCGCGAUGGCUUCGGGUGAGAGGUGCGAACGGUCCCCAAUUCCCUCCUCUCUACCUAACAAGAGUCUAUCAGCUGACCUGGUGGCACGGCAAAAAGUGGUCGAUAAGUACGUUCGGGACUUGACCGAUGGCUUCUCGGCUGGUCUCGAGGAUGCAUCGUGGUCCAGCAUCUCGAAAACGAGUCCGAGUGGGAAAACAGUGCUGAUCACGGGUGCAACUGGUAGCUUGGGAUCACACUUAAUUGCCCAAUUCGUAGAAUUAGCAGACGUCACUCGCGUUGUCUGCUUAAACCGACGCAGAGGAACCGACCCGGAAGAACGUCAAAAACAAGCCCUCAUCAAAAAAAGCAUCUCCUUAUCCGACAAAGCUAUCAGUAAGUUAAGCGUCUUCGAGACAGAUAUGGCAAAACCCAACCUUGGCCUACCUAUCGAGGACUACAAAAACAUUGUCGAUAGCGUCACUCAUAUUGUCCAUAAUGCGUGGCUUAUGAAUGCGAAGUGGCCACUUCGUAAUUUUGAGACGCAGUUCCAAAUCAUGAAAAAUCUCCUCAAUCUUUCCCGCGAGAUUUCUAUUCGGCGCGCUCUAGGUACCAAAGUCACCUUCCAAUUCAUUUCAUCCAUCGCUACUGUUGGUCACCGACCCAUCUGGUCAGGCGAGCCAGUAGUCCCCGAGGAACGCAUGACGAUCGAGUCGGUGUUGCCUACAGGAUACGGCGAUGCCAAAUACAUCUGCGAACUCAUGCUUGAUGAGACGCUACACAAGCAUCCUGAUCGUUUCCGUGCUAUGGUGGUCCGACCAGGGCAAAUAGCAGACAUGGGUGAAUCUCGUCAAGAGCUGGUAGCAUGGCUGAACAGCCUUCUUCAGCUAAACAUCACCAAAGUUGAACAAUGUGGUACUGGUGCCGCUCUCUGCCAGGUCUUCGACAGCAUCUUCCUCGAUGUACCCAUGUCGCGUGUCAAAUUUAAUGUAAACACCGAAUACGCUUACAUCCAGAACUUCAAGGUCUUGCAAAACACAUUCGCCAAGCACAAUGUCGACAAGCCCAUCCCUGUCGAAGCCCUCUCCAAAUGCAAGAUGCAAGAUAACCUUGAGUUCUUACAAUGGACCAAGAGAUUCUGGGACCAGUAUUAUCCCGGCGGAGACUAUGAUGCUGUUGGACGAAGAAAGGGUGCUCCCCUUCCUGCCGGUGGAGCUGCUGCGCGAGCCACUGGGGGCGCCGGAUCAGCUGCGGCACGAAGAGGUGGUACGACUCCCACAACCGGACCCCGCGUACCCAAGGCUGGUGGCGGUGGUGCCGCUUCAGCUGCCCUGAUCCAAGAGAACGCGACAUUGAAGGAGACAGUUGUCGGCCUUGAGCGCGAGCGAGACUUCUAUUUCAGCAAGUUACGGGAUAUAGAACUCUUGAUUCAACAGGCUGUCGACGAAGAUCCCGAGAUCGAGAAGCAGGAAGAUGGACUUAUCAAACAGAUCCAGACGAUACUAUACUCGACCGAAGAAGGCUUCGAGAUUCCCGCCGAAGGAGAGGCACUGGACGACCAAGAGACGUUUUAA
Molecule: messenger RNA, 8037 nt
Organism: Daldinia childiae
Lineage: Eukaryota; Fungi; Ascomycota; Sordariomycetes; Xylariales; Hypoxylaceae
Product: Conidial yellow pigment biosynthesis polyketide synthase
Exons: 6
Coding region: 1-8037 (2678 amino acids)
Molecular function (GO): microtubule binding; acyltransferase activity; phosphopantetheine binding
Source: RefSeq, a predicted model, not a curated record